Amborella trichopoda is the source of this 1665-nucleotide messenger RNA. It is a transcript of the gene EXT-LIKE, whose product is annotated as hydroxyproline-rich glycoprotein family protein. NCBI's taxonomy places the organism in Eukaryota, Viridiplantae, Streptophyta, Magnoliopsida, Amborellales, Amborellaceae. Gene Ontology annotation, cellular component: multivesicular body. The record is from RefSeq and is a predicted model, not a curated record. Gene Ontology annotation, biological process: late endosome to vacuole transport via multivesicular body sorting pathway.
UUCUCGUUUUAUAUAGCUCUCUCUCUCUCACGCUCUCUCAAAUUAUGCGUUUAAAAAAGUCCUCGACUGUUACAUUACAGAAGGAUUUAUCUUGUCUCUGUUCGGCGUAAAAGCUCCGAAAUCCUGUGUAGAACCCUCCUCUCGCUGAAAUUUCUCCAUUGAAGUGUUCCCAAAUCCUUAUUGCGUGAGGAGAACUCUCUCUCUCUCUCUCUCUGUCGCUCCUUAUUGCUUAAGGCAAACUCUCUUUCUCACAAGUGCAUAGGAGAUGGGGAGUGAGACCGAGCCAGCCAAACUCCUCUUGCCAUAUCUUCAAAGAGCCGAUGAAUUGCAGAAACACGAACCCCUCGUUGCGUACUACUGUCGCUUGUAUGCCAUGGAGCGAGGGUUGAAGAUAAACCCUAAGGAGAGGACCAAAACCACCAAUGCCCUCCUUGUUUCCUUGAUGAAGCAGCUCGAAAAGGAUAAGAAGUCAUUGAAAUUGGGGCCAGAAGACAACCUUCAUGUGGAGGGAUUUGCACUCAAUGUCUUUGCCAAGGCUGAUAAGCAGGACCGGGCAGGGCGUGCUGACUUGAAUACUGCAAAGACCUUUUAUGCUGCAAGCAUCUUCUUUGAGAUCCUGACUCAAUUUGGAGAACUCCAGCCUGAUAUUGAGCAGAAGCAGAAAUAUGCUGUUUGGAAAGCUGCAGAAAUCAGGAAAGCUUUGAAGGAAGGAAGGAAACCUGAACCAGGUCCCCCAACUGGCGAUAAAGACUUAUCUUUCCCGUUCGAUACUCCGACCAACACAGAAGAUACACGACCGAGGGAAAAUUUUCAAGAGCCAAUACAGAGGGAUUACUCCUCACCUACUGCUCCUUCACGAGAUAAUGACACAUCAACAGGGUUCUCUGACCACAAGACUCCUGACUCCUCAGCUGAUCGCCCCUCUUCAGUUUCAUAUGCUUCUUACAACUCCCUGCCAAGUGAUACUUUCCCUCCUACCACCUCCUCACUUACACCUGAUGACAUCUCCAAAGCCCCGACAUACCAUAAUGCGUACCCCCAAAUCCCACCCCAUGAGCGUCACUCACAACCACAAACUCAACCUCACCAGUAUACCCCUUCUAAUGAGCACCCAAAUGCCUCCUAUACUGCUUACCCAAACUAUCAGUCUUAUCCAAGUUUUAACAAUGGUGGGCAUGGAGAUUAUUCCUCUUACUAUCAUCAAGUUGGCUCUAAUGGGGCUCAAGCAAAUGCUUCCUAUAUUCAACAGCCUAUAGCUGCUGUUUCCAAUUAUGCCCCUGCCCAAAGCUAUGAUUCUGGUGGUGGGACGGGAGUAUAUGAUGGAAAUGCACAUGGUGUGAAGGGGCAGGAGACCAAGAACUACGAACCUGGACCUGAGAAAAUUGCAGAGGCACAUAAGGCGGCUAGGUUUGCGGUUGGGGCCCUUGCAUUUGAUGAUGUGCCAACUGCUCUCGAUUUUCUUCGGCGCUCACUCGACCUCUUGACGAACCCUUCUGCCAAAGAAUGAACUUGCGUUUUGAGUGGUGGCUUGAGAUUUGUAACUUAUAUUGUUUGUACAGGUGAAUGCGUCCUUGCAUACUCUUUGUUUGAAGCUCUUUUUAACGAGGAUGGAGUUGAUUGAUUUUACCAGUUAUUUUGGAAGAAAUAUUGGGGCUGUUCUCUCUC